GUUGGUGGGGGCAACUCUUCUCUACUGCCCAGAACUUGGUUGGGUGGGGGUAAAGCAACACUCAAAGAUCGUGGUGACGUAGUUCUGGCAGGAACGCGACGCGUUUUUGUCCCCGCCGGAAGAAGAAAAGACCGUUUUAUUACGAUCCGUUUUACUACGACUGCCUGCUUGCCUGCCUGCCUGCCUGCCUGCCUGCCUGACUGCCCUUCCUCGCGUUCUUCGCGGUGGCCGCCGGUGUCUUUGGGUGAGGAAGGGAGAGAGAGGGAGAGAAGAGGAACGAGUCCGUCCUCGACUAACAAGGGUGGGGAUACAAGAAGAGAGAGAGAGAGAGAGAGAGGGGCUAGUGACUUUGACGAGACCGGAAGUCAAAGUUCUUCCGGAGCGUUCUCCUCCGAAUCGCGAGAAUCGAAUCCCUCUCGCGAUACCGGAAGAUGCUUCGUCGUCGUCGUUGUCUACCGAACGGGGACAGAUAAACCGAAAGAGAGGGGAUUCUCUUCUCGUCAUGAAGGUUUCGUCCUUAUCCGUUUCUCUCGACUUGGUCUUUCCGUCCUUUCUACUUCUUUUCGCACGCGAACUCAGAGAAAAGAACGUCAUCGUACUAACGUCAAUCAUCAUCAUCAUCAUCAUCAUCAUCAUCAUCAUUAUCAUCGAGUUUCGGUCUAAUUUUGUUUCACCUCCCAUGGGAGGAAGGAAUCAUAAAAUAAUCAUUAACGUAUCAAGAAAAGUAGAGUGAUUUGAUAUUAUCUCGCGUUAGAUCGGUAAGAGGACUGUAGUAAGGUGAAAGGUGGUCGAAUUUUCUUUCGUAAGGGGAGUUUUUGGUGCACCAAGGAAGAUUUUGAACUUAAGAAAAAUUAUAAAGGAAGGAAGGAGUUUGUAAAAGAGGGGCAGAGGGGACGGAGAUGCGCCCCGUUCUCCUUGCUAUCUACCUCCUCCUCGUCACCCCGAUUACCGGAUCGUUUUGAUACCAGGGAGACUGGCUUCGUGAACGCCAUCACCGCCGCUGGAGUUACUUAUGCGGUUACCAGGGCCUGUACCAUGGGUGACCUUGUGGAAUGUUCAUGCGAUAAGAUGACGACGAAGGGUAAUAAUCGAUUGGGCAAACUCGCGCUUACAGCUGACGUUAAGAAAAAUCUUUUGACAGAGGGUGAAUGGGAAUGGGGUGGUUGUGGUGACAACGUCAAUUUUGGUUUUCGUAAGUCUAAGGAUUUCAUGGAUGCGCCUUACAGAAAACGCAGUGACAUCAAAACGUUGGUUAAACUUCACAACAAUGCUGCUGGACGUUUGGCGGUGAGGAAUUUCAUGACGAUCGAGUGCAAGUGCCAUGGGCUGUCGGGCUCGUGCAGCGUGCGCACCUGUUGGCGAAAGAUGCCGUCCUUUCGCGAGGUCGGCAAUCGUCUGAAGGAGUCGUUCGAUGGUGCAGCCAAGGUGAUACCCAGCAACGACGGUCACAGCUUCAUCACCGAGGGUCCGACCAUCAAGCCACCCGGUAGAUUCGAUCUGAUUUAUAGCGAGGACUCACCGGAUUUCUGCAAACCCAAUCGUAAGACGGGAUCUCUCGGUACUGUCGGUAGACGAUGCAAUUCUUCCAGUCCUGGCGUUGAAGGUUGCGAACUUUUAUGUUGCGGCAGAGGAUACGAUACAAGGAUAGUCAAGGAAAAGGUCAAUUGUCAAUGUAGGUUCAGAUAUUGUUGCGAGGUUACUUGUGAAACUUGUCUCGUCAAAACUACCGUCAAUACUUGUCGUUAAAUGAUAUUAUUCUCCUCCUCCUCCAC
Molecule: messenger RNA, 1772 nt
Organism: Polistes dominula (European paper wasp)
Lineage: Eukaryota; Metazoa; Arthropoda; Insecta; Hymenoptera; Vespidae
Product: protein Wnt-6
Biological process (GO): canonical Wnt signaling pathway; neuron differentiation; multicellular organism development
Cellular component (GO): extracellular region
Molecular function (GO): cytokine activity; frizzled binding
Source: RefSeq, a predicted model, not a curated record